AAAUCGGGUGAAGAAAUCUUUCCAUCUUUUUGUGGCAGGUUCAACUGGACUGAUGGCAAAUUGAACAGCAGCAACUUGAUUGAGCUUUCAGGUCAGAUCACAGAAAAGUUUGAUGAAGAGUUCCGGAUUCUUUAUGCGCAGUCUCUUCCCAUGAACACCCGAGGACCCGCAAGUGCACAAACCAGUGAGAGCUUUGAGCGCGUUCCCAGCAAGCAUCUGCUCACCUCCUCCCCGUACCUGAGCAGGGAGAGGCCCCCGGGGCAAGCGCGGGUGACCAGCACACCGGGCCGAAAAGUCAGCCCUUUAUCUCUGCCGCUUCCCUGUGAGGAAAUCGCCCCAGAAGAAGUGGUUCGAAACGGCAGCGCCGCAUCCAACUCGUCGACGAUUGGUGACGACUGGUUGGAUCCGCAGCACAUGGAAGAAGAAAUCCUGGCCGCUGGUCCCAGCCCCCCGGCGGAGCAGCCUGACGCAAGCGAGCCUGCCCCACUGAGUCGAGCGCCCUGCCACGCGGCCACUCAGACCAGUUUUUCAGCGGCGGACGGUGACACCCGGACGGACGUCCGGCUCACCCGGCACCCCGAUCUCAGCCGGUCCAUGGCCGCAUUCAGCCAGAACAAGGCCGCCUCUCUCGGGAUGAGCGCCUCCGCCCAGGCAGCUCCAACUGGCACCGUGAAAGAGUGCCUGAGCAGUCUGACCAAAGAGCGCCAGCACCACUACACGGCCAUCCGUUCCAAGCUGGAACACAUGAUGGCCUCUCUGUCCCAGCGGCGGGACCUCGCAGACAUUGCCGUCAUGACUCGGGGCAGGCGAGGGCUACACAAAGCUACGCCGGUGCCGGAGCCUCGACUACUUGCUGGAAAUGCCGCCGUUGUCACAUGAUGACAGAUGUUGACACGAGCUCUACUCCCUCUCCCACCCCCCAAGCCAAAUUGCUGCCUUUUUCUACGUGCUGGCCGUAUAAUGCUGGGUGCAAUGGUGACAGAAGAAUACUUGAUCACACAAUGUAGCAAUUGUGCAUUUCUACUGCUUGCUGUAAUGAAUAACUUGCAGAUGUCGGUAAAUCGGAUGUUGCAGACCACUUUCGUCAGACCGAUGCCGGGAUGGGUAUUCCUUCUUUGACUACUCAUCUAUACCGAUACCUCUACUACUUUUGAGAUAUAAAAUCCGUGAAACACACUGAGAAGAAAUUGUGAAGAUCUUUCUUUGUGACGUGUCAAAUUGUCACCGUGUGCAAAAUUUGAGCACAUUUGUCAUUUGAGAAGCACGCCGUUUCUAAGAGGUUGGUGACCCCUGUGAUGCAGUGCGGAUGAACGAAAGUGCCUUGCUGCUGAUGUCGGUGUUUCAAUCAAACAUGCCUGCGCUACAUGGAUCUAUAUAUAUUUGCUCAUUGUGCCUCGCUCAUAAUAAAUUCUCUGUUUUACUUCUUGA
Messenger RNA from Hippocampus comes (tiger tail seahorse), 1428 nucleotides. RefSeq names its product protein FAM83D-like. Lineage: Eukaryota; Metazoa; Chordata; Actinopteri; Syngnathiformes; Syngnathidae. The transcript has a single exon. The annotation marks the transcript as partial. Gene Ontology annotation, cellular component: mitotic spindle pole; cytosol. Gene Ontology annotation, biological process: signal transduction; positive regulation of cell cycle G1/S phase transition; regulation of ERK1 and ERK2 cascade. Gene Ontology annotation, molecular function: protein kinase binding. The record is from RefSeq and is a predicted model, not a curated record.